Molecule: messenger RNA, 869 nt
Organism: Ceutorhynchus assimilis (cabbage seed weevil)
Lineage: Eukaryota; Metazoa; Arthropoda; Insecta; Coleoptera; Curculionidae
Source: the annotation of a GenBank genome assembly
AUGCCAAACACACUAAAACUUAUUAAAGAAAGGAAAACAACUUCCAGAGAUGCAACUGAGUACCGGGAGCUCAACAAGAGAAUACAGAGGGAUAUUUGCGCAUUCCUCUACGGUGUCAGUCCUCCAGAUAAUCCCCAAGUUAAAGAAUUAAGAUGCUUGGUACUCGCUCCACAAUGGGGAACCCAUCAAACUGUCCACUUACCCAACACUCCACCAAACCAUCCCUUCCUAAAAGAUAUGGAACCUUUAGGGUGGAUCCACACCCAACCCAACGAAUUGCCCCAACUUUCUCCCCAGGAUAUCACUACCCAUGCUAAAUUGAUGACCGACAACCCGGCUUGGGACGGGGAAAAGACUAUCAUAAUUACUUGCUCGUUUACUCCAGGCUCUUGUUCGUUGACUGCUUACAAGCUAACACCAUCUGGUUUUGAGUGGGGCAGACAGAAUACUGAUAAGGGUAAUAAUCCUAAAGGUUAUUUGCCAAGCCAUUAUGAAAAGGUUCAGAUGUUGCUGUCGGACAGAUUUACAGGGUUCUUUAUGGUUCCAUCUCAAGGUCCUUGGAAUUAUAACUUUAUGGGUGUGAGACACGAUGCCAGCAUGAAGUACGAACUUCAACUGUCAAACCCCAAGGAGUUCUACCAUGAAGUACACAGACCUGCACAUUUCUUAAACUUUUCGUCUUUAGAGGACGCUGAUGGAGCAGGUGCAGACGGCGAAAAUUCAUUUGCUUGAGUAGGUGUAGGGUUUAUUAUUAGGCAUUUUAAAAUUUGUAAAUACUUUUUGUUAGUAAUUAGUUCCAUUGAUAACCACUACUUUUUUUAAAUUUUAAGAUGUAAAUUGGUAUUCAAUAAAGGAUUGAAAUAAAACAA